CGAUAAUUAAUCGGGGACCACCAUUUGUACCAAAUUAUUAUUCCUAUAACAUUAUGCGGACGUAGGGAGUGCUCGGCGACAAUAUGCCUUCGACCAUGCUGCCGUCAAGCCCUCCAGUGCGGGCAUGGAAGCCGGAGGUGUCGGUUGCGGAUUCACAAUAUUCGGUCAACUUGGACGGCUUGGACACAGAUGCGAGAUCAGAUGACUCCACAGGGAUACCACAUCCUGAAGUGGAGCGGAUAUUCUCAGAGGAUAUCGAUGGUCCGAGCGACUUCACUCAGAACAUGGGUGACUGGCUGCGUGGUGGGACCCUUCGAAAAAGCACACUGCACGGACUCAAGAAGCAGAUGGAUUCAAUGGCAAAAGCCCGCCACAAUCAAUUAGCCGAUCACGAGCAUCACUCACAAGACGCUGAAAAUGUCGAUGGCAAUGUGAAGGAAUUGUCUGAACACAACGAGGACGGUGGCGACGACGACGGUGACAACCACAGCCAUCACACUCCUUCUGACACGCCCCCGAGAAUAUCAGUCUCCCAGCGGACGCCCGUCGAUAGCUCUGAAUGGGAACCACAUGGCAUUACAUCAACUCCGUUUCCACGACCACGGCCGAACCUCUUGCAACCAACCGUAGAGGAUUAUUUCAGCGAGAUUUCUCCCAAUCGAUCGAUAUCAAGGCCUGAACCUUUGGACCCUCCUUUGGGCAGCUCCUUUAUUAAGACUCCACAAUCCAUUCGAAUCGAUCCACAACGGAACACCACUCAUUCUCGUGAUUCCUCGCCGUCUCCGUCAAUACAGCCCGAUCCGUCAGUCCAGGUGGAAGAUGACGAGGAAGACGAGGAAGAUCUCGAUUAUCAUGAAGAAAAUUCAAUCAUGAAUCCUUUGCACAACAAGUAUCAACAAUUGGAGCAAUUCAACGAUCUCUUACAAUCGGCGCUUAACGACGAAAGACAGCUGCGGAGUGAGGAUGGUCUUGCCCACAAAUCGCAAAUGCAGGAAGCAGAUCGACGUGAGGAGAAUCUUCGUGAGUCCAUUCGAGUCCUUACAUUGGAAAAUGAAGAACAGAGACAAGAAUACGAAGGCGUCAAAUCCCAACUUCAGCAACGAACCAAUGAGCUUGACAACAUGAAAUCAGACAAAGCCAGUGACGGUCAAAAUGGUAUUGCCCGACUCCAACAGGUGCAAAAAGAAAUGGACCUCGCCGCAAGUAAGCAUACAGAGGAGCUGCAAGCGCUCCGAAGAGACCUCGAGGCCGCACGCCGCAAGUUGCACGAUGCAAGCGAGGAUGCAGAAACGUACCGUGAGGAACUUGAUGACGCUCGUGAGAGUCACGAGGACGAGCUUAAUCGCCUGCGCCUCGAGCUGCAAAACGCUCGCGAGGAGGAAACGGCGACCGCCGAGCUCGAGCAACAGCUAGUCGUUACAAAGGCUGAAGUUGCUGCGGCAACUGUAGCUGCCGACGAAGCACAGGACGAGCUGCACCAAUUGCAGCAACAACUUUCGUCAGCCAAGCAAGAGCACAGCGAACAGCUCUCGCAGAGCACGCAAGAACGUACUCGUGCAGUAGAGCUUGCCACAACAUUCCAACAACAAAUACAGGAUCUUCGACGUCAGCUUCGCGAAGAGCGAGAAUCUCACGAUCGGGAUAUGAAAGCUCUACGAAACCACCAGAGCGAGAACAUAACCGUCUCCCGCCAAGAAGCCGAUCUGCUCCACCAAGCACAAGAAGCCAAGAUCACCGAAUUGAACGAAGCCGUUCUUGACCGAGACGAAGCUCGAGACGCAUUACAACAGGCACAACUCGAUCUCGAACAAUCCCGAGCCGAGCUCACAACGCUUCAGCAAACGCUCGCCGAUAUCCAGGCCGUGAAUGCGACCCUCGACGUUAGAGUCGCCGAGGCCUCACAACGGCGCGAGAACGCGUGGCGGGACAAAUAUAAUGAGCUGGAGCGGGAACGGCAGGUCAUGGCGAAAGCAUUAUUGCAUCAAUGGGGAAGGGAGGAGACUGGAAUCCAGGAGCCUCAAUUAUACGCGUACAAAUUCCCGCCGAAGAGCCCGAAGGUGCCUGGGGAUUCGAAGGCGAGAUGAUGGAAUGAGAUAUGUUGAAAUGGAUCGAUGACCGAGGGUUGACAACUAUGGCUGAUGGAACUUGCUUGGCGUGGACCUUGCUUGGGGUUUUUGCAUUGUUGCAAUUCUAUUUUGUACUUUGUUGUUCUGACAAUUUUAUUCAUUGAUCCAUCGACGUUGUGAUCUUGAGCCUCGAUACUGCGCCUUUCCAUCACCACAACCAUUUUUACCAGUGAUGUCUAAGCUCCGUUUCAGGUUUCCUCUCCCUCGACGAGCAAAAAGACGCGCCGACACUUGGCUUCACCUCGAUCCACACAAGAUUCUGCGCAGGAAGACCAACUAUUUCCUCUUCUUUCCAACAACCAUCCCUCUCAAAGCAGCCCUUUCCUCGCUAACUCGAUUUUCCUCCCCGCCUCACCCGCCUUG
Molecule: messenger RNA, 2489 nt
Organism: Dissoconium aciculare CBS 342.82
Lineage: Eukaryota; Fungi; Ascomycota; Dothideomycetes; Mycosphaerellales; Dissoconiaceae
Exons: 1
Coding region: 84-2084 (666 amino acids)
Source: RefSeq, a predicted model, not a curated record